This is a messenger RNA of Racocetra persica, 134 nucleotides long. The record is from the annotation of a GenBank genome assembly. Lineage: Eukaryota; Fungi; Glomeromycota; Glomeromycetes; Diversisporales; Gigasporaceae.
AUGAAAAUAAAGCAAUAGAUUUUUUUAAACAAGCUGCUUUCAACGAUGAGGAAGCAAUUGAUUUCUGUGAAAAGAAAAAUAUUGAAUAUCCUAUCUCUAAAAACAAUUAUUUAAGAACAUUUAAAACUUCAUAA